Molecule: messenger RNA, 612 nt
Organism: Aspergillus clavatus NRRL 1
Lineage: Eukaryota; Fungi; Ascomycota; Eurotiomycetes; Eurotiales; Aspergillaceae
Exons: 1
Coding region: 1-612 (203 amino acids)
Source: RefSeq, a predicted model, not a curated record
AUGCAGUUCAAGACCCUCGCUCCUCUCGUUCUCGCCUCCCUGGCCCUGGCUUCCCCCGCGCCUCAGAAUACGGGCACCGCUGACUCCUCCGGCCUUGACACAAGCGACCUCCUGUCACUCUACGACUCUGCUCCAAGCUCCAUCCUGAACGUCCUGGCAACCGCCGUCCCCUCUACCUGGAUCGCGGCCAUGGCCAACCCAACCUCCGUCUCCUCCAUCGUCAACGAUAUUGAGCACGGCACCUACCCUGCCUGGUACUCCAGCCUGCCCGAGAGUGUCAAGGCCUGGGCUACAUCCGCCGCCCUGGGCGAUCUCGGCGUCGAGGCUACUGCCACCCCAUCGGCUGGCUCCGACAGCUCUAGCAGUGACGCUUCCACCAAGGGCACCACUGCUGGUCCCGCUGAGACAGCCUCUGGAUCUUCCACCGCGACCCACUCCGACGCUCACACCACCGACACCCCGGCCUCGAAGACUGGCUCUAGCUCUGGGUCCUCGAGCUCCGCCGCUACUUCUCCGACUUCGUCUCCCAAUGCGGCCCCUGCUGCCACCGGUGCGGUUGCGAUGAGCCUUGCUGGUGUUGCCGGCUUGCUUGGUGUAGCCUUCGUUCUGUAG